This is a messenger RNA of Penaeus indicus, 852 nucleotides long. RefSeq lists its product as uncharacterized. NCBI's taxonomy places the organism in Eukaryota, Metazoa, Arthropoda, Malacostraca, Decapoda, Penaeidae. The transcript is spliced from 3 exons. The record is from RefSeq and is a predicted model, not a curated record. Gene Ontology annotation, biological process: chromatin remodeling. Bases 1 to 852 code for a protein of 283 amino acids. Gene Ontology annotation, cellular component: nucleus.
AUGGUAAACCUCGUGAUGGAAAGGAAAGUGGAUGUACUGUGCGUGCAAGAGACGAGAUGGGCAGGAAACAAGGCAAAAGAACUUGAUGCGGGAUUUAAAUCAAUAUAUGGAGGAGCUGACAACGAUAAGAGAAAUGGUAUAGGAAUUAUAUUAUCCCGAGAUUUGAAGGACUUGGUUACAGAUGUGAACAAGAGAAAUGAUUGGAUUAUGUGGGUGCGCCUGGCGCUAGAGAAUUUUCAAGACUUGAAUGGACAUAUUGGAAGUGGAUAUGAUGCAAUUAGCCGGAUACAUGGGGGAAAUGUGUAUGGAGAUGGAAAUGAGGAUGGAGAGAAGAUAAUUGACUUUGCUUUAUUCUUAGACACAGUGAUUGGAAAUACUCUAUUUACCAUCAACCUCGCCAUUGCUGUGACACGAAGGCAGAAAAGGAAAGUCACCACGGAGAAGAGAAUAAAGUGGUUCAAACUGAAAGAUCAUGACGUAAAACAGCAGUUUAAUGACCGACUUCUAAGAGAUAUUGACCUGGAAAUCGAGGAUGUCAACGAAUGGUGGAACAGAGUGAGUGUAAACAUUAUCGGAGCUGGGAAAGAAGUGCUUGGUGAGACUAGUGGCAAAAUUUGGGAAAAUAGAGAAGCGUGGUGGUUCUAUGAAGAAGUACAAGAGAAAGUGAAAGCGAAGAAGGUUGCCAAGAAAAGAUGGGAAGAAACCAAACCAGAUCGAGAUAGAGAAAACUACAAAGAGUGUUGUAAGGAGGUAAAAAGAGCUGUUGCAAUCGCGAAAGCAGAAGCGCACGAUAAUCUAUAUGACAACGGACAGGGCCAUAUGGCAUACCAGUUGAAGUUUGGAAGGCACUAG